Cuculus canorus (common cuckoo) is the source of this 1623-nucleotide messenger RNA. RefSeq names its product DENN domain containing 1A (gene DENND1A). The record is from RefSeq and is a predicted model, not a curated record. The coding region runs from base 140 to 1594 and encodes 484 amino acids. NCBI's taxonomy places the organism in Eukaryota, Metazoa, Chordata, Aves, Cuculiformes, Cuculidae. The transcript has 19 exons. Gene Ontology annotation, biological process: endocytic recycling; endocytosis. Gene Ontology annotation, molecular function: guanyl-nucleotide exchange factor activity; phosphatidylinositol phosphate binding. Gene Ontology annotation, cellular component: cytosol; clathrin-coated vesicle.
GCCCCGCGCGCGCCGUGACUCGGCCGGGGCGACGGCGGCGACGGCCGGGAUGGAGUGAGGGGGCGAGCGGCGGACAGAGCGCAGCCCGGGGCCCACGGUUUCUCUCUCUAGCCUGGGCCUAUGCGGGCCCUCAGAGAUCAUGGGAUCCAGGAUCAAACAAAAUCCAGAAACUACCUUUGAAGUGUAUGCAGAAGUAACCUACUCAGGAAUUGGUUGCAUUGGCAAAGAUCCUGAGGUGCGGAGGCAAUUCCCAGAGGACUACAGUGACCAGGAAGUUCUGCAGACUUUGACCAAGUUUUGUUUCCCCUUCUAUGUGGACAGCCAUGCAGUUAACCAAGUUGGGCAGAACUUUACAUUUGUGCUUACAGACAUUGACAGCAAACAGAGGUUUGGAUUCUGUCGCUUAUCUUCUGGGGCCAAGAGCUGCUUCUGUAUAUUAAGUUACCUCCCGUGGUUUGAAGUCUUUUAUAAGCUGCUCAAUGUCUUGGCAGAUUAUUCAGCAAAAGGACAGGAUAGUCAAAGGAGUGAGCUCCUAGAUACGCUUCAUAAACUUCCCAUCCCUGAGCCAGGAACCUCUGUUCAUCUUGGAGUGCACUCUUACUUUACCGUGCCUGACAUCAGAGAGCUUCCGAGUAUUCCUGAAAAUCGAAAUCUGACAGAGUAUUUUGUAGCAGUUGAUGUCAACAACAUGCUGCAUCUCUAUGCCAGUAUGCUGUACGAGCGCCGCAUCCUCAUUUGUUGUAGUAAGCUCAGCACUUUAACUGCCUGCAUUCAUGGGUCUGCAGCUAUGCUUUACCCGAUGUUCUGGCAGCAUGUUUACAUUCCUGUCCUGCCCCCACAUCUAUUGGACUACUGUUGUGCCCCAAUGCCCUACCUCAUUGGAAUACAUUUAAGUUUGAUGGAGAAAGUAAGAAACAUGGCCCUGGAAGAUGUUGUGAUUCUUAAUGUAGACACCAACACACUGGAAACCCCUUUUGAUGACCUUCAGAGCCUUCCUAAUGAUGUGGUUUCUACGCUGAAGAGCAGAUUGAAGAAAGUCUCUACAACCACUGGAGAUGGUGUUGCAAGAGCGUUUCUAAAAGCACAGGCAUCUUUCUUUGGGAGCUACAGAAACGCCCUGAAAAUUGAACCUGGUGAACCCAUCACUUUUUGUGAAGAAACGUUUGUGUCCCACCGUUCUGCUGUCAUGAGGCAGUUUCUUCAGAACGCCAUCCAGCUCCAGCUCUUUAAGCAGUUCAUUGAUGGCCGUCUGGAUCUUCUUAACUCUGGAGAGGGCUUCAGCGAUGUUUUUGAAGAAGAGAUAAAUAUGGGAGAGUAUGCAGGUAGCGACAAACUGUACCACCAGUGGCUCUCCACAGUGAGGAAAGGAAGCGGAGCCAUUUUAAACACCGUAAAGACCAAGGCCAACCCUGCCAUGAAGACUGUCUAUAAGUUUGCAAAAGAUCAUGCAAAAAUGGGAAUAAAAGAAGUGAAAAACCGCUUGAAGCAAAAGUCAGCGUUAUCCUCUAGUGUCUCCUUGUGCCCCUUGCCCUUAAUCAAGAGUGUUCCUGGCCAUGCUAUUCACACCUUUUCCCGCCGUGCAGGACAUUGCUGAGAACGGUUUGUUCCGCAGCGCCGGAGGAG